CGCAGCGCUCCAUGCCUGUGUGGUGCUGCUGCUGCUCCCUGGCCGGUCAUUUCAGAAAUUACAGUGACACUGAAACUGAAGGAGAGAUUUUUAAUUCCUUAGUGCAAUAUUUUGGUGAUAAUCUGGGGCAAAAAGUUAAAGCGAUGCCAUUGGUUGAAGAAACUUCUUUACUUGAAGAUUCGUCAGUGACUUUGCCUGUGGUAAUAAUAGGAAAUGGACCCUCAGGAAUAUGCCUUUCUUAUAUGUUAUAAGGCUACAGACCAUAUUUAUCAUCAGAAGCAAUACAUCCAAAUACAAUUUUACAUAGUAAAUUAGAAGAAGCAAGACAUCUUUCCAUUGUUAAUCAGGACUUAGAAUACUUGUCUGAGGGCCUUGAGGGCCGAUCAUCCAAUCCAGUUACAGUACUUUUUGACACACUUCUUCAUCCAGAUGCUGACUUUGGGUAUGAUUAUCCAUCCAUUUUGCAUUGGAAAUUAGAGCAGCAUCACUAUAUCCCUCACUUAGUUCUUGGUAAAGGUCCACCUGGUGGGGCGUGGCAUAAUAUGGAAGAUUCCAUGUUGACAAUCAGCUUUGGAAAUUGGAUGGAGUUUCCUGGACUUAAAUUUAAAGAUUGGAUAUCUAACAAAAGAAGGAACCUAAAGGGGGAUCGAGUUAUGCCAGAAGAAAUAGCUCGCUACUAUAAACAUUAUGUAAAAGUCAUGGGUCUUCAGAAGAAUUUCAGAGAGAAUACUUAUAUAACCUCUGUAUCAAGACUCUACAGAGAUCAGGAUGAUAAUGAUAGUCAAGACUCAGAUAUUUCAACAAAGCAUUUACAGAUAGAAAAGUCAAAAUUUAUCAAGAGAAACUGGGAAAUCAGAGGUUAUCAGCAAACAGCAGAUGGUUCUCAUGUUCCCUUUUGCCUCUUUGCUGAGAAUGUAGCUCUAGCAACUGGAACAUUGGAUUCUCCUGCUCAUCUCGAAAUUGAAGGGGAAGAUUUUCCUUUUGUGUUUCAUUCAGUGUCUGAAUUUGGAGCUGCUAUAAGCAAAGGAAAGUUAUGUGGCAAAGUGGAUCCAGUGUUAAUUGUAGGUUCUGGGCUUACUGCAGCUGAUGCAGUACUAUAUGCUUACAACAAUAAUAUCCCUGUGAUCCAUGUGUUUCACAGAUGAGUAACUGAUCCAAGCUUAAUUUUCAAGCAGCUUCCCAAAAAGCUUUAUCCUGAAUAUCAUAAAGUCUAUCAUAUGAUGUGUACUCAGAUAUAUUCUGCUGACUCAAAUCUUUUGUCUGAUUAUACCAGUUUUCCUGAGCACCAUGUGCUUUCCUUUAAGUCGGACAUGAAAUGCAUUCUUCAAAGCAUCUCUGGAUUGAAGAAAAUAUUUAAGCUGUCUGCAGCCAUGGUAUUGAUAGGUUCUCAUCCUAAUCUUUCUUUUCUAAAGGAACAAGGGUGUUACCUAGGCCAUAACUCAAGCCAGCCAAUCACAUGUAAGGGUAAUCCUGUGGAAAUAGAUGCAUAUACCUAUGAAUGUGUUAAAGAAACCAACCUUUUUGCAUUGGGCCCUUUGGUCGGAGACAAUUUUGUUCAAUUUCUAAAGGGAGGAGCAUUGGGUGUUACACGCUGUUUAGCUACAAGACAGAAGAAAAAGCAGCAUUUGAUUAUUGAAAGAGGAGGAGAAGAUGGGGUAGCUUAAAACAAGUUUACAAAUAAUUUAAAUGGACACUUUACCAUUAAAGAUUUUUUAAUAGUGGUUUUGCAGUGUACGGCUUGAAUUUUCUGGACUUGAAUUAACUGGAGGAGAGCCUCAAGCUAUAGUAACUUCAUUUUUUAAAACUACCACAACUUGGCUUACUGAUUUAUAUUGUAAUGUAUCAGAGAUGUCCCUGUCAGAGAAAUAGAAACACUGCCAACUUGGUUUACUUCAAGCUUUCACUUAACUAAAACAUUCUUUUCUUCUAAGACUUAUUUUUUGUGAUCAUUUUUGGUUAUUUAUUUGAUUGCAAAAUAUUACAGCCUGGAGACUAUAAAACCGUACACUUGUUAGGCCAGAUAUUGUCCUAGUGAGGAUACAUUUGGGUCACUUUGCUGCUCCUGGGGUGGUCCAAGGCUCAGCAGCAUCAGCUUUAUCUGUUGCUUGUUAGAAGUGUUCUGUCAGGCCCCACAACCUGCUUGCUUAAUGGGAAAUCCAGACAGGUAUGCUCAUUAAAGGUUGAGGCACACUGACCUGAAUGAAAAUGGGGAUAUACGAUAUGUGUGCUAGGGUAGGGUACGGGGGGAGAGGAAUUUUCAACUCAGGUUUUAUUUAUUUUGAAAUUAUCAGUUUUAUA
Sciurus carolinensis (gray squirrel) is the source of this 2298-nucleotide messenger RNA. Its product is annotated as oxidative stress-induced growth inhibitor 2-like. The transcript has 3 exons. Lineage: Eukaryota; Metazoa; Chordata; Mammalia; Rodentia; Sciuridae. The record is from RefSeq and is a predicted model, not a curated record.